This is a messenger RNA of Cloeon dipterum, 3137 nucleotides long. RefSeq names its product protein patched homolog 2-like. The transcript has 14 exons. Bases 113 to 2971 code for a protein of 952 amino acids. The record is from RefSeq and is a predicted model, not a curated record. Gene Ontology annotation, cellular component: membrane. NCBI's taxonomy places the organism in Eukaryota, Metazoa, Arthropoda, Insecta, Ephemeroptera, Baetidae.
ACUCGCGGACUCGGUCAGUCGCGAUCGUAGUCCGCGAGCGCGAGUGGUGCCUCCUCUGCCCCCAUGUCCUGACGAUAAAUAGCGGCAGUGAGUGCAUCUCCGCAGCAUCAGCAUGGAGGAGCAGUCGCAAAAAGAGCUCGGCAUCCUGCACCGCAUCAGCACGGCCAUCGUCAACUACCUCGAGGCCAUGUUCUACAGGAGAGGCUACGACAUCGCGACUCGGCCAGGGCGGUACGUGAUCCUGUGCCUUUUAGUGACCGUGCUCUGCUCGUUUGGCUUCUUCCGCUUCCGUCAGGAGCAGCAGCCGGUCAAUCUUUGGCUGCCACGCAAUUCAAACUUCGUGCGCGACUUCAACUGGCUGAUGGAGAACUACGGCGAGUUCUACCGCAUCCAAUCGGUCAUCAUCACGGCCGACGACGUCCUCCAGCCGCAUGUUUUAAUGCAGCUGGAAGAGAUCCACAGCAGGGUGAAAGGAAUCUCAGCGGAUGGAGCGCAGUGGUCGGACAUUUGUUUCAGAAUUCCGGCGCUGACGCUGUCGUCGCCGCGGCGCCGAAGAGAUCUGAACCAUCUGUACGACAGUCUGCCGCCCAAGUACAAGAGCGACCCGAGUGUGGCGCUCGGAGACUCGAUUUACUGCGCCUUCAUCGAGGCCCUGGAACGCAAGUGCCUCGAGAGGACCCUGUUGGAUCUCUGGAGCUACAACCGCUCCGCCAUUCAGAGCCUCACCAAAGAGGGCAUCCUCGAGAAGCUGAAUAAAACGAGAGUCAGUCCAGUUUUCGGACACCCGAUGGACUACGUCCCUCUGCUUGGGGGUGUGGAGAGAAACGCUUCCGGCGUGAUCGUCUCUGCAAAGUCGCUGCUCACUUUUUGGGUUGUGCACGUCAACUUUUCAAACGUGGACUACGAGAAGAGCGGCAAUCUGGCCGGCACAGGGGAUUUGGGCGACGCUAAAAGCCUUGAGUGGGAAAUCGAGUUUUCGAAACUGUUGAGUUCUUUUGCGGCAAACGUGACUGCUAUUGAUGUCUACUACACCUCAGGCAGAAGUUUCGCCGACAUCAGCAACAACGCAAUGUUUCAGGACAUCGGAAAGCUACUUCUUGGCGGAUUCAUCAUGUUUAUUUACAUCCAGUUGCAACUCUCAAAAUGCAACUGGGUUGAGCUACGGGUCUAUCUCGGGAUGGCCGGCAUUGUGAGCAUCGUGCUGGCCCUGAUCGUGUCCUACGGCUUUUGCUCGAUGCUGGGAAUCUUCUUCGGGCCGGUGCACCACUCGCUGCCGUUUCUGCUGCUCGGCAUCGGGGUUGACGACAUGUUCAUCAUCAUGCAGAAUUUUUUCAACCUCUCGCCCGGGGAGAAAAUCAAGCCUCUGCCCGAGAAGAUUGGUUUGAUGAUGCAACACGCCGGCGCCUCCAUCACCGUCACGUCGCUCACUGACUUUGUCGCCUUUGCCAUCGGAUCAGCGACGAUUUUGCCGUGCCUGCAGUCGUUCUGUUUGUACGCGGCCGUCGGAAUCUUGGCCACCUACUUUUUCCAGUCGACCUUUUUCGUUGCGUGCCUCACGUGGGACGAACGGCGGAUCGAACAGAAGCGGAACGGGGUUGCGUUCUGCAUCAAGCACGAAGACUUCGAGCCAAACAUCUACCACCGGAAGCAGAUUUCAAAGACCAUCUUCGGCUCUCUCUAUUCAAAUUACGUGCUCACCACGCCAGGAAAGGUGUUCGUUUUGUUGUUGACGGCCGGAAUCACGGGCAUCAGUCUGUGGGGCAACCUGCAUUUGCGGCAGGAGUUCGACCAGAUGUGGUUCAUCCCGAAAAACACGCACCUGGCUAACUUCAGCCGGGUCAAGACGCACUUUUACCCUGAGGACGGCCAAGAGGCGGCUGUCUACAUGGGCAAGCUCAACUACUCGAUCGAGUUUCGCCGCAUCCAGAAGUUAGUUGCCGAGUUUCGCAAACAGGACGACAUCCUGCACGACGUCAAAGCGUGGUCUGAGGAGUUCCAGAAGUAUGUCAGCGACAACCACCACAUAAACUUGCAGAGGCAAAUUCUGUCCGACGCGGAAUUUUCAAGAUUCAUAUCAAAGUUCCUGUUCAGCCCGAGCGGGGCUAUUUUCGAGAAAGACUUUCGGUUCGACGGAAAAUUGACCUGCGGCCAACCGGCGCCUCCGGUCGUGCUGUCUAGUUUCGAGUUCAAGUUCAGAAUAUUCAGUGGACCAGAAGAGCACAUCCCGGCGCUGCGGAGGGUGCGCAAUCUCACCGAGCAGGCUCAUUUCAGAACUGGCGACAAAUUUGUCACCGUCUGGGGAAAGAUUUUCGCAAACUGGGUCACAGAUGAGGUGAUCGACGCCGAAAUGUACCGCAACCUGGCGCUGGCCAUGUUCUGCGUGAUGAUCAGCACGUUUAUCCUGAUCGCGAACGUGCGCACGUGUCUUUUGGUGUUGCUGUGCGUGGUGCUGACGCUGAUCGACGUCGGCGGCAUGAUGUUCUUCUGGGACAUGACCAUCGACAUCGUGUCCUGCGUCGGCCUCGUGCUGGCCGUCGGCCUCUGCGUCGACUACGCCGCGCAUAUCGGCCUCACCUUCAUGACCUACGUCGGCUCCAAGGACCAUCGCGCGCUGCGCACCAUCAGGGAAACCGGACCGGCCGUCUGGAACGGCGGCAUCAGCACCCUCCUCGCCCUCUCCGUCCUCGCAGACUCGGACGCGCACGUUUUCAUUGCAUUUUUUAAGAUUUUCCUGCUGGUGGUGGUAUUCGGCCUGUUCAACGGCAUCGUGUUGUUGCCGGUGUUGCUGAGCCUGAUCGGGCCGAAGCCGUACCACACGGCCGGCGAGGACGGCACCGAGCGGCGGCCCAAAAUCUACCAGCCGCGCGAGCCUGUCAAGUUCAUCAAGCCCAAAGUGGUGGUGCAGCCGCCGGACGUUGCCCUCGAGCUGCUUGACAAGUCCACCAGUACCAAUGACGCCGCAGCCAAUUAGUGCGCUGUGAGAACAGAGACUGAAUAAUUCAUCUAUACAUAUAUAUUUUAAUUUGCUCUCUUCGACCAAAAAUCGUCCUUGAUGUGUCGUAUUAUUUAUUUUUGUAAUUGAAGCUAAGAGAAAUGUGCAUAGAAAUAAAAUAAAAACAAAAAUCUAAUUGAUUUUA